UAGCCCCCCUUAAAACCAGCGAUCACCCACACCUCACGCAGUCACUGUGAUCACACUCUCAUGGCGUUAGAGUUCAAAUCCCACCGCGACGACGCCUGGUACGACGCCAUCCUCCUCACGGAGCAAACCUCCACCGGCCUCCGCCUCCGUGUCUCCUUCGCCACCUUCCCCGACGACCAGGACGAGUUCGUCACCCUCGCCGACGUCACCACCUCCACCGACCUCGACGCGCUCCUCUCCCGCGUCCGCCGCCGCUCCCUCCAGCUCCAGGACUCCGAGUGCUCCUCCGUCGACAAAGGCCUCCUCGUCUGCGCCUCCCGCUCCCUCCAGCCCGACGACCGCCGCUUCUUCGACGCCUUCAUCGACGGGGUUGUGCAUAAGGAGCAUAAGGUGGUGAAUGGAGUGGAGGAGUGCACAUGCAGCUUUAUACUGGAGUGGAUUCACGGCCCGCAAGCAGGGACUCUCACGGUGGUUGAGCUUCCGGACAUUUGCAGAGUCCGGCUGCCUGUUGUGGACGAGGAGAUUGACCCGGCGUUGACUGAGUUUGUUAAUGCGGCCAAGGAGAAGAUUGAGAGGACUGAGCUGACGUUUUCCAAUUCCAUUGGGAGUUGCGGUGAGAGAGGUGGCGGCGAUUGCGAGAGCGAGGGUAGUAGUAGGAGGAGGAAGAAGAGGCGCAAAGGGAGCUCUUUUUCGCAGGAUACAAGAUGUGCUAGGGGAUCCGUAACUCUAUGCUCGUCUUCCAAAGAGAUGAUGAACAAUUCUUCUGUAAGGGAUGGAGAUGACAUGGAUAUUGGAGGGCUUCCCAAUAUGAUAUAUGUUGAAAAUCUUGAGAAGGGGAUCUCAUCAUUUACGAUCAUGGAAUUCAUAUACCAGAAACUUUCAAUAUCAUGUCAAGCAUUUGUUUCUCCAUGUAAGCCAUCAGAGGUGUAUACAUCAGGAACCAUUAGGUUGAACAGCAAAAAGGACCACGAUAAGUUAUCUGAGUUUUUGGGAAGCCCAGAUCGCAUCAUCAUGUCGUCAAGAGGAAGGCCUUGGGUUCUGACUGAAAAAAUAUCUUCAAAUGACACAACAAGGGCAUCAGUUGAAACCUUCAAGCAGACUUAUCAGACAACAUUAGAGUGUAGAACUCAAAGGACUAAUGAGUUGAAGGCUAUCAUGUCUGGGAGUCGAGAAUACACAACAGCCAAGCAACUUAAGGAUCUGUUCAAGGAGUUUACUGAUCAUCAGUGCGGACUUCAUCAAAGAUUACUCCAGGAAGAGGGAAAGAUUUCACGGCUAACUAUGUGAUGGAUUUGUGAUGGCUAAUGUUUGAGUUACUUGUGCAUAGGUCUGACCGAAGGUAGAUUGUGUUGGUUGUAAAACACUUGGUGUCCAUGUUUCUUGAACUUGCUAUCAUCAGGCAACACUUUCCUUAACAGAUUGUAUAAUCCGCUGGUUUUGUAUCAGUUCUUGCAUAUAGGGUUGAGAAUCAGAGUGAAGAUGGCAUGUUAAUAGUUUCACAUUGGUAAUUUGGUACAAGUAUCCUUCUUUUUGUGCAA
Messenger RNA from Argentina anserina (silverweed cinquefoil), 1538 nucleotides. RefSeq lists its product as uncharacterized. Gene Ontology annotation, molecular function: chromatin binding. NCBI's taxonomy places the organism in Eukaryota, Viridiplantae, Streptophyta, Magnoliopsida, Rosales, Rosaceae. Bases 61 to 1287 code for a protein of 408 amino acids. The transcript has 6 exons. The record is from RefSeq and is a predicted model, not a curated record.